AUGGAAAAUACAGAUAAAAAAAAGGCAAACGGAAACAAAGGGAAAAAGAAGGCAAAUGAUAUUAAAGAGAGGAUAUUAAGCGGUCGAUCGGUUUUAUGCUUUGAUGAAGAAAUUGAAUUCGACAAAUGCUGCCCAAUCAGCGCAGAUAAUGCUAAGGAUACCACAGGAAAGAAGAAAAAAAAAUCAGGUCACGAAAAAGAGAAUAAUGGUUCGUUAGACAAUGAAGAAGUAGAGACAAAAAAGAAAGCCUCCAAAAAAGCAGAUAAAGGUAGAGCUGAUGAGUCAAAUAAAAUUAAAAAGGACAAAAAAAAAACAAAAAAAAAGAAUCGAACAGAAAAUAUAAACGCAAAUGAUUGUAAGGACAAUGAUUAUGGUGAUAAUGACAAUGAUGAUGAUGAAAAUAACAUUUAUAAAAACAAACAAGGAAAUAUUGAUAAAGAAAAUCCAUCAAUUUUAAGCAAAAAUGACAUGUUUAACGAGAUAGACGGCUCAACAAACAGCUCAGCUAGCCCCAGAAUACAUAGAGAUAAUAAUAACGAUUUAAAAAAAAAAAGUUCAUCAAAAUUUAUAAAAUUAAAAAGCAGUAAUAAUGAAACCUUGAAUGAAGAAAAUAAUGAACAACUAAAUAAAUGGAUCGAAUCUUUGCCAAAUAUAAAUACGGAAAUUAACAGCAUUUUGAAUAAUCACUUACCAUGCUAUAAUAUUCUUAACAGUAUUAAAAGAAUUAACAAAAUAAAAAGCAUUGUUUAUAAUGAAAAUGAAAAUGAUGAAAUGUUGAAAACAAUUGAAAAAUCCAAUCUCAUGUUUAAUUCUAUAAAACUUACAACUAAGGAAAUGUAUAUUAUCAGAUUUUUGUGCGAAGGAUCAUCUUGUACAUUAUCCGAGUUGGUUGAUUUACUGUUUUAUGUUCUAAACAACGACGAAUUAAUAUGUGAUAAUUUCCCUAUAAACGUCGCACAUAUUUUUAGUAAAAACAUAGGGAAGUCCAAUUUUAUGCUAAAUGAAAAUCAAGCUGAAAUGCAACAAGAAAGAGUAGACAAUGGCGGAGAAAAUAGCAUAGUGAUCAGUAGUAAUAACGAAAAUGAAUGCAAUCUAUCGAUGGAUAAUUUUUCCGACGAAGAGAACCUCUCUGACGAUGCAGAAAAGGAGAGUUAUAAUAUCCACAUUAGUAGGGAAGAUCUAUUGGCUAGCAUACCCAUUUUAUUGAGCAGAAAGAGUUUAGGAGAUAAUAUGAAAAAAGUCAAUAUCAGUAAGAACGAAAAUAAUGAGAAGGAAUGCCUAUGGGUUUGGGAAAAUGACAAUUACGAUAUAUUUCCUUCGUAUUAUAGAGAAGUGUUUAAAUACUUUAAAGAAUUUAGAAGCAUUUUAAGCAAAAUAUAUAAAACAUUAAUAAAAUUAAAAAAUUCAAUUAUAAGCAAAGAACUACAAAAUAUUAUCAAAAUACAUGAUUAUUUAAAUGAAUUGAAAAAGAAACAAUAUUUAGAAUCUGAAAAAAGGUGCAAAAAAAUCAUAGCUGAAAAAAAAAAAAUUAUCAAAAAAAAAAUGGACAUAAAAAAACAAGAAGAAAAAAAAAAAAAAAUGGAAGAUGCGAAAUGUUUAGAAGAAAAAAAAGUUUUAUCCAUUACCAAGUUAGAAACCACUGUAGUGCAGAACAAAGUCGAAGAAAAAAAACCAAAACAACAAAAUCUUAUACUCUCAUGGUUGACAAUGAAAAAAAAUCAAGUAGUAAAUCAUCCAAAGUCGAGUGAAAACUCUGAUUACAUCAUUAAAUAUCCAAUUGCCAACGUUCUUAAUUAUAACGAAACUAUGCGGGAAACUUUGCAAGAAGCCCAAAACCAACUACCAAUAUUUACAUGCAAUAGAAGAGGUGCCAAAGUUUCGAAUUGUAUAUUUCAAGGCAGUUCGGAUUAUGACAAAGAAAAACUCCUCAUGGAUUACGAGAAAUUAUGUGUAAAUCAUAAGAAGUCAGUUGUGGACUACUUUAAAGUAUACGUGGACAAUAAAGAGUUUUUUGAAGAAAUUCCAUCGGUUGAUAGCAUUGAUGGAAAUAAACUAAUCACACAAAACGAAAAGGGAGUGAGAUCCAAGCUUUGGGAAGACAAUGAAUUUUACUUGAAGUUAAAAGAUUCAGACUACAUCAGAAGCUUUUUUUUUUAUGACAAUACGUGGACGAGACCAUACAUGUCCCUUCUAGUGCAUAAAGUUUUAGAUGAUAAUAUUAACGUCCUCCCCUUUUAUUAUCACGAUGAUAUGGAAUACGAAAAUGAUACAAAUGAGGACUACUACGAAAAAUUUGAGACAAUUGACCUCACGACAGAGAAUGAGGAAAAUGAAACGGAAAGUGACGGUAGCUCACAAGAUAUGUUUAUCGUUCCAGAUAAUGAAAUAAAUAAGGAUAUUGAUAUAACGCCAAUAACAAUACCAACUAGUCAAGACAUUCAUUUCUUCUCUUUGUUUAAUUGGGAGUGGACAUUUGAAGGGAAUCCCAAGCGGAAUUACAAUAUAAUUGAUAAAAACACAUGGAAAGAGUUCAAUCUGAUAUAUAAAGAGAAUAUUUACGGAUGUCAGUAUAUGUCUUGGGGGAAAGAUAAUGAUCCUUUUAUAUAUCUAGCUGAAAGGAAUAGUGCAAAAAAUACUUUGGACAAAUAUGAUAUUAAGAAAUUAAUAAAGCAUUCUCAUGGAAAAGUAACGAAGAAGGAUGUUCUCGUGGAUCAGUUUAAACUUAAAAAUGAACACCUCACGAAAGCUGAUACCGAACGGAAGUUCAAGACCUAUUUGGUGUACAAAAAAUGUGAAGAUAACAGAAAGAAAUGGAUGGCCUCGGAAGAAGGAAUUAAAUUAUUUAAAAAUGAGCAAUUGUUGACUAAAAUUUAUGACAUCAGAAAAAGAAAACUAAACAUAAUAUCACGAAAAAUGGAAGAAAUAAAAAGACAAAAAAGGAUGGACAGAGAAAAUCUAAAAAAAGAAGAGAAAAUAAAAAAGAAAGAAAAAUCAAAUCAGGAAAAAGUAGCAAAUAAGGACAGUCUGAAAAAUGAAGAAAAUGUGAAGGAUUCCGAAAAAUUGAAAAAGGCGGAGACCUUGCCAAAGGAAACCACAAAUAUUAUACAAAAGUUAUCAUCAAGUAGUUCUUUGGCUGGUAGCAAGAAAGCAAAGAUGUGA
This is a messenger RNA of Plasmodium gonderi, 3159 nucleotides long. RefSeq lists its product as hypothetical. The transcript has 12 exons. Lineage: Eukaryota; Apicomplexa; Aconoidasida; Haemosporida; Plasmodiidae. The coding region runs from base 1 to 3159 and encodes 1052 amino acids. The record is from RefSeq and is a predicted model, not a curated record.